This is a messenger RNA of Pseudoliparis swirei, 1948 nucleotides long. Its product is annotated as zinc finger and SCAN domain-containing protein 22-like. Lineage: Eukaryota; Metazoa; Chordata; Actinopteri; Perciformes; Liparidae. Gene Ontology annotation, molecular function: DNA-binding transcription factor activity, RNA polymerase II-specific; RNA polymerase II cis-regulatory region sequence-specific DNA binding. The coding region runs from base 311 to 1690 and encodes 459 amino acids. Gene Ontology annotation, biological process: regulation of transcription by RNA polymerase II. The record is from RefSeq and is a predicted model, not a curated record. The transcript is spliced from 2 exons.
UCAAAUAGGAGAUACAUCUAAAUCUAAAUAAAACCUAAAGGUGUUAUAACAAAAGAAAACUGCUGCUAAUCAGUAACUUAUGAAAUCAUUGGCAGGAAUCUGCAUUUCACCACUGAUACGUAUUAAAUUAAUGAUUAAAAAAAUAUCUGAAUAAUAAAUGUUCUUAAAAAGUUCAGUGUCUGUUAACGUCAACGAGGAUGUAGUUUUAUUCUGAAAGACUCUGGCCGGAAGUGUCGCCGCGGAGUUACCGCUCUCAAAACACGGAAGUAUUUUUUAGAGCGUUUGUAGUUCGAGCUGCGUCGCGCGCAACAUGUCGGCCACCGCGGACAUGUUGAGAGCGGCGGUGACCGAGAGUCUCACCGCGGCCGCCGGCCACAUCUUCGGGGUGAUGGAAGGAGCCCUCGCGGUGUACGAGGCGGAGCUGGCCCGGUGCCGGCGGGACAACGAGAGGCAACGCAGGCUGCUGGACGCGGUGCUGAAACCAGAAGUUCGGCUACACAGAGCAGUGUUGUCUGCAGGUGUUCAGCAGGACACGAAGCCCCCGAACAUCAAAGAGGAGCCGGAGGGAGAGCCGCUUCCAGGACGUGCACCGGUGAAGACUGAAGAUGACGAAGCUCAGUCGUCACAGCUUCAUCAGACGCAGGAAGAGCACGUGGGGGCGGAGCCUCCAGCCGGCAGCUCAGCUCAACAGGUGGAGGGUGGUGGAGAGGACCGGGGGGGAUCGGAUCCAGAUGGUCUCUUACAACCGGCUAACGCCGAGGAGACGCCGGGCUCCUCCUCCGACCGAGCGGACACGGUGAGAUCGAAGCGGACUCGGAAAGGCGUGUCCGUCAGUCAACCGGCUCGAGACGACGGGACUUCGGUCUCCAGUAAGUCUGAGUCCGAUGAUAGUGACAGUGACUGGGAGGAGACCAGGAAACCUCAGUCAGAUUUAAGAAAGCUGACAAAAUAUGGCGUUGCCAGGGGUGUUAAAGAACGUAACGCCACCGGCAAGAAGUCCUGUCGCUGCUCCAAGUGUGGUAAACCAUUUAAAGCCAACGGGGGGAAAAGCUCUCCGGGAAUCGAGCCCUGGGUUUGCUCAGUUUGUGUUCGGGGGUCCACACACAGUGCCUCGGAGUGUUUAAUCACAAAGAAGACGACGCGUUCAGGGGAAACCGCCUUCGCGUGUUCAGUUUGCAAAAGGCAGUUCGCCUGCAAAGGAGACGCCGUGAAACACCGCCGGAUUCACACCGGGGAGAAACCCUUCGGCUGCUCGGCGUGCGGCAAGAGAUUCACGCAGAGCACAAGCCUGAGCUCCCACAUGCGGACCCACACGGGAGAGAAACCGCACGGCUGCACACUCUGUCCCAGGCGGUUCAUCCGCAGUGGAGUUCUGGACCGACACAUGAGGGUCCACACGGGGGAGAGGCCGUACGUCUGCGCCGAGUGCAACGCCAGCUUCAGUCUGAGUCACACCCUGAUGAAACACCUGAGGAUCCACACCGGGGAGAAACCCUUCAGCUGCGCCGUUUGCGACAAGAAAUUCACCCAGAAGGGACAUCUGACGCAACACGCGACGCUCCACACGGGGGAGAAGUCCUUCGGUUGCCGCGUCUGUGGGAGGAAGUUCACCAGGCGGUCAAACAUGAACAACCACAAGUGUGUAAAGAGUAAAGUAAAAUUAAACCGGAACCGGCAGGAGAAACUUUGAAUGUCUCACUCUCCGCCCUAAUUAUGGGGAAGUGGCAUGAAUGUAUUUGCAAUAUUUAUGCGAUUGGGCUGCUUCGACUUCUUCUUUUUAAAGAUCAAAAUGUAAAUAAAUCAAACACUUCCUUUAUUGAUUACAAUAUUUGUUGGCAAUAUUCAGCAUAAUUCAGAUAUUGGGAAUUUGUAUUCUUUUCAAAAAAUUGCAUUUACAGAAUAUAUAUACAGAAUAUAUAUAUAUAUGACGAUACGUUAAAUUAACUAA